Messenger RNA from Neofelis nebulosa (Clouded leopard), 3622 nucleotides. RefSeq names its product FYN proto-oncogene, Src family tyrosine kinase (gene FYN). Gene Ontology annotation, molecular function: non-membrane spanning protein tyrosine kinase activity; ATP binding; signaling receptor binding. The transcript has 14 exons. The record is from RefSeq and is a predicted model, not a curated record. Gene Ontology annotation, biological process: cell differentiation; innate immune response; protein phosphorylation. Bases 546 to 2159 code for a protein of 537 amino acids. Gene Ontology annotation, cellular component: extrinsic component of cytoplasmic side of plasma membrane. Lineage: Eukaryota; Metazoa; Chordata; Mammalia; Carnivora; Felidae.
AGUUGCGCCAUCUGUCAGGAGCGGAGCCGGCGGGGAGGGGGCUGCCGCGGGAGAGGAGGAGGGGUCGUCGUGACCAAAGGCCGCCGAGACCCGCCCGCCGGCCGGCCGCGAAAGCAGAAGCAGGCUGCCCUCGGAGCCGCGCGUCCUCCAACGUCCGGGCGCGCGGCGCUUCAGCCAGCGCACCGAGAGCUCUCUGGGCACACACAAAGCCGCCGCCCGCGCCGCACCGCCCGGCGGCCGCCGUCCGCGCCAGGGAGGGAUCCGGCCGCCGGGCCGGGGACACCCGGCGCCGCCCCCUCGGCGCUCUCGGAAGGCCCACCGGCUCCCGGGCCCGCCGAGGAACCCCCGGAACCGCCUCGGCCGCGCGGGAGGAGGGCGGGGAGAAGACCAUGUGAAUGGGCUCCGGAGCCUGAGCGCCGCGCAGUUUUUUGAAGAAGCAGGAUGCUGAUCUAGACGUGGAAAAAGACUGGUCCAGCAGCUGUAUUAGAAGACAUGUGGUGUGUAUGAAGUUUGUGAUAGUCGGGGGAAAUUUUGGAAUUUAGAUAAUGGGCUGUGUGCAAUGUAAGGAUAAAGAAGCAACAAAACUGACGGAGGAGAGGGAUGGCAGCCUGAACCAGAGCUCCGGGUACCGCUAUGGCACAGACCCCACUCCUCAGCACUACCCCAGCUUCGGUGUGACCUCCAUCCCCAACUACAACAACUUCCAUGCAGCCGGGGGCCAAGGACUCACUGUCUUUGGGGGCGUGAACUCUUCAUCUCACACUGGGACCUUGCGUACCAGGGGAGGAACGGGAGUGACCCUGUUUGUAGCCCUUUAUGACUAUGAAGCACGGACGGAAGAUGACCUGAGUUUUCACAAAGGAGAAAAAUUCCAAAUAUUGAACAGCUCGGAAGGAGAUUGGUGGGAAGCCCGCUCCUUGACCACCGGAGAGACUGGUUACAUUCCCAGCAAUUAUGUGGCUCCAGUUGACUCUAUCCAGGCAGAAGAGUGGUACUUUGGAAAACUUGGCCGAAAAGAUGCUGAGCGACAGCUUUUGUCCUUUGGAAACCCGAGAGGUACCUUUCUUAUCCGUGAGAGUGAAACCACCAAAGGUGCCUAUUCACUGUCGAUCCGAGAUUGGGAUGAUAUGAAAGGAGACCAUGUCAAACAUUAUAAAAUUCGCAAACUUGACAAUGGUGGAUACUAUAUUACCACCCGGGCCCAGUUUGAAACACUUCAGCAGCUUGUACAACAUUACUCAGAGAGAGCCGCAGGCCUCUGCUGCCGCCUCGUAGUUCCCUGUCAUAAAGGGAUGCCAAGGCUUACCGAUCUGUCUGUCAAAACCAAAGAUGUCUGGGAAAUCCCUCGAGAAUCCCUGCAGUUGAUCAAGAGACUGGGAAAUGGGCAGUUUGGGGAAGUAUGGAUGGGUACCUGGAAUGGAAACACGAAAGUAGCCAUAAAGACUCUUAAACCAGGCACAAUGUCCCCCGAGUCAUUCCUUGAGGAGGCACAGAUCAUGAAGAAGUUGAAACAUGACAAGUUGGUCCAGCUCUACGCAGUGGUGUCCGAGGAGCCCAUCUACAUUGUCACCGAGUACAUGAAUAAAGGAAGUUUACUUGAUUUCUUAAAAGAUGGGGAAGGAAGAGCUCUGAAAUUACCAAAUCUUGUGGAUAUGGCCGCACAGGUUGCUGCAGGAAUGGCUUACAUCGAGCGCAUGAAUUAUAUCCACAGGGAUCUGCGGUCAGCAAACAUCCUAGUGGGGAACGGACUCAUAUGCAAGAUUGCUGACUUUGGACUAGCCAGAUUGAUCGAAGACAAUGAGUACACAGCACGACAAGGUGCAAAGUUCCCCAUUAAGUGGACGGCCCCCGAAGCAGCCCUGUACGGGAGGUUCACGAUCAAGUCUGACGUAUGGUCUUUCGGAAUCUUACUCACAGAGCUGGUCACCAAAGGAAGAGUGCCAUACCCAGGCAUGAACAACCGGGAGGUGCUGGAGCAGGUGGAGCGCGGCUACAGGAUGCCCUGUCCACAGGACUGCCCCAUCUCUCUCCACGAGCUCAUGAUCCACUGCUGGAAAAAGGACCCGGAGGAGCGGCCCACUUUCGAGUACUUGCAGGGCUUCCUGGAAGACUACUUCACCGCCACAGAGCCCCAGUACCAGCCUGGUGAAAACCUGUGAGACCUGGGUCUGCAGAGAGAGGCCUUAUCCAAGAGGCUUCCCCGCCCCCUCCCCAUUAGCUUUCAGUUCCGUAGCCGGCUGCUGCUCGAGCAGCGAGAGCCGUCCUGGAUCAGAUUGCAUGUGACUCUGAAGCUGACGAACUUCCAUGGCCCUCAUUAAUGACACUUGUCCCCAAAUCCGAACCUCCUCUGUGAAGCAUACGAGACAGAACCUUGUUAUUUCUCAGACUUUGGAAAAUGCAUUGUAUUGAUGUUAUGUAAAAGGCCAAACCUCUGUUCAGUGUAAAUAGUUACUCCAGUGCCAACAAUCCUAGUGCUUUCCUUUUUUUAAAAUGCAAAUCCUAUGUGAUUUUAACUGUCUUCACCUGAUUCAACUAAAAAAAAAAAAGUAUUAUUUUCCAAAAGUGGCCUCUUUGUCUAAAACAAUAAAAUUUUUUUUCAUGUUUUAACAAAAACCAAUCAGGACAGGUGUUUGGUUUUUUUUUUUCUUUUUUAUAAAUAUGAAUAUAUAUAUAUCUGUCCCUGUACAUACACCACGUGGGUGCUAAUGUGGAGACCAUGGCCAACCCGGGCCAUAAAGCUUCGGGACCCAGAGUGAGGAUUUUACUGCCAAAUCUGCGUAAAAGCCCUGGUAUUACUCUGCACACCAGUGGCAUCCUUUUUGGCUUUUGCAAAGCAUGAUCCUUUUUUUUUUUUUUUAAUUUAGAUUGCACUUUUUUGGUUCAUGAUUGUACCUGUAGAUGGCCGUUACUUUGAUUCUUUUCAAAAGCAGCUCCAGAGCUGGAUUCACAAGUUCUGUUUCCAGUAUUUGCUUUGACUUAACUGCAAUUUGGUCUUGAAACCUAAAAGCGUGUUUAAGCAAGCCAACAGCCAGUAGCACCAGGGGAACUGGAAGGUGGAUAACCACACGUACUUCUUGUACAAAAAUAUGAAUGCUGAAAUGUUUCAAACUUUUUUUUUUUUAUUUAAUAAACCUUGUAACCACAUUUAAAUGGUCUAAAACCCAUAGCGUUAUAGUCUUGGCAACCUGCUAAACUUUCUCAUGCAACUAAAACUUGGGGGGGGGUGGGGGGUUGUACAUUUCCCAUUGUAAAAUAAGUGUUUAAAACAUCCUGUACUGCUAAUGAAAUGACUUUCUAUAUGUCCAAGAAGUCUCCGGUGGAAUAACUAUGCACUACUUUACAUUUCAUGGGGAUGCACCAAAAAAAAAAAAAAAGAAAGAAAGAAAGAAAGAAAAAGGAAAAAAAAAAAAAGUACUACAUUUUUAGUUGCUGUUUGUACCAACCUUGAAUUACAUGUUUAACAACAAAUCAAAAAACCUAUUUCUAUUAAGUUUUUAAUACUGGGUAGCAACUCUGAAAUCUUAAUUCCUUUUUUUUGUUAUGAUUUAUUUGUGAGUUUACAUUUUUAAAUUGUUUAACUUUCUUAAUUUAGUAAUUAAAAAGAGAGCAUUUUACAUUUGAA